Molecule: messenger RNA, 1715 nt
Organism: Micropterus dolomieu (smallmouth bass)
Lineage: Eukaryota; Metazoa; Chordata; Actinopteri; Centrarchiformes; Centrarchidae
Gene: usf1
Product: upstream transcription factor 1
Exons: 11
Coding region: 85-984 (299 amino acids)
Biological process (GO): regulation of transcription by RNA polymerase II
Molecular function (GO): DNA-binding transcription factor activity, RNA polymerase II-specific; protein dimerization activity; RNA polymerase II cis-regulatory region sequence-specific DNA binding
Source: RefSeq, a predicted model, not a curated record
GACAAAUAUCGGGGGAGGGACCACUGCGGCUCUGGCUGUGGGAGCGAGUGAAGGCGGUCUGCUCGUCCAAGACUGUCGGCAGAAAUGAAGAGCCAACAGAAAAGCCCUGAACCAGAUGGGAGUGUUACCGUCAACGAGGAAGGGUCCGUAGCCACGGCAGAGGAUCCGGCAGCUAUUGCCACCAUUCAGUCUGCUGCCACCUUCACUGACCAACCCAUCAAAUAUCUCUUCAAGACAGAAGGAGCAGGCGGGCAGGUGACCUACAGAGUGAUCCAGGUGUCAGAUGGCCAGUUGGAGGGUCAGACAGAUGGAGCUGCAGCGGUCAGCCUGGUCGCUGGUUUCCCUGCAACCACUCAGACUGUCACGCAGGCUGUGUUCUCCCAGUCCGAGGGGUUGGAGGGAGACGGCAGCGCAGAGACACAGUACACCUACUACCCCGCCACCAUUGCAGACGCCACCACUGGCACCAUGGUGACCACAGUGCAGGCCUCUGACACACUGCUGGGCCAGACCACACCCACAGGGCAGCUUUAUGUGAUGAUGUCACCCCAGGAAGUUUUGACGGGUUCCAAUCAAAGGACAAUCGCACCUCGCACUCAGCCAUACAUAGCAAAACAAGAGGCUCCUCGGGCUUCCAGAGACGAGAAACGACGAGCCCAGCACAACGAAGUUGAGCGCCGGCGCAGAGACAAGAUCAACAACUGGAUUGUGCAGCUGUCAAAGACCAUUCCAGACUGCAACAUUGACUAUACGAAGACAGGACAGAGUAAAGGGGGAAUCUUGUCUAAAGCCUGCGAGUACAUCAAGGAACUCCGACAGAGCAACCUGAAGCUGGGGGAAGAUAUCAGCACUCUGGAUCGACUCAGGAUUGACAACCAGCUACUUAGACAGGAGGUGGAAGACUGGAAGUCCAAGAAUCAGAUCCUGAGGAACCUGCUGCGACAGCAUGGCAUUGUGGGAUCAUCCAGCACAGAUCCCCAGUAAGAAGCCUGUUGCCAACGGGUAUUUGAAGAUAACCACGUAUAGGCCAAAAGAGUACUUGAAAUGCUUUGAGAUACUUUAUUUGUGAACGAGUGUGCACGAAAAAAAAGUGAUGGGGGGGGGAUUGAAUAUUUUCAAAAAUAUUCAAAUCCAGUUUCUUUGCUAAAUGACACCUUUUGGAUAUUCUCUUUGAUGCUUUUUACAAAAUUGAAAUCCUUUGCCUGGUGGAUAUCGCCCAAUCAUAAUAACAUGACGGAAACAUUGAACAUGAGUUUAACAAAGCCUUCAUUGAAUGCCUUCCUCCACAAACAUUAUGAUUGUUCAUUAACCUCCAGUACAGUAAGCUCUAAAACAUGACCAACUGCUCAUGUCAGUUUCUUUAACUUAACCUCUGCAGUACUGUGCUUCUCUGCAUCAAAUGCACUCUUGUAAUUGUCUCAGAAAAACAUUGUAUUCAUGCUUUGACUUUUCAUCUUUUAUCAAUAUCACAUUUGACCAGUUAAUACAAAGUUUGUCAUCCAGUUAAGCUAUUUUGCUUUGUAUAUUUGUAUGUUUCAUGAAACCUCACUGGAGACAAUAAUUGCAUUGCAACAAUGUAACUAACUAAAUAAACAGGAGUUGUUAAGCAUUGCAUUGUAGGUAGGCUAUGUAUGUCUUUAUAAUAAAAGAACUCAAACAAUAUACUGUAUGUCAUAAAUCAUGUAUGUUUAUUAAAGUGGGUAAAUUGGUUAAAA